Molecule: messenger RNA, 4730 nt
Organism: Esox lucius (northern pike)
Lineage: Eukaryota; Metazoa; Chordata; Actinopteri; Esociformes; Esocidae
Gene: sgpl1
Product: sphingosine-1-phosphate lyase 1
Exons: 14
Coding region: 248-1960 (570 amino acids)
Biological process (GO): carboxylic acid metabolic process; sphingolipid catabolic process
Cellular component (GO): endoplasmic reticulum
Molecular function (GO): sphinganine-1-phosphate aldolase activity; pyridoxal phosphate binding
Source: RefSeq, a predicted model, not a curated record
AGAUGUAUAUUUGCGUAUACUGCACAAAUAAUACGGCUUAAGACUGGACACGGUUGCUUGCUUCUAGUUUGUUGUUGCUUCCUGAGUUUUUAUUAGUAUUGUCUGUGUUUUACGGUUGGAGACUAUGUAGAGUAUAGUGGCAUGUUAAUCAAACCCUCGACCAGAAAGCAAGAUCUUGUGAAUUUCGCUACCAAGAAAAGGUGAAGAAAACCUUUUGCUGAAGGCUUGCCUUUACACCAACAUUACCAUGGAUUAUUGGAGUGCAUUGGAGGUGUACGUGGAGAUGCUGCUACUCUACCUGAAUGAAGCCAGGAGGCUUGUGAACAGCAACUGUGAGCAGCUGGAACCAUGGCAGAUCAUUGGAAUCACUCUCAUAUCCACCCUAGGAGCCAUCUGGGUCAAAGGCUUCCUCUUUCAGCAAGAAACCCUGAAAUCCCGAAUCAAGAAGCAGGGUUUUCGGCUCAUCAGAAAACUACCCUAUGUCGGCGCGACGAUCCAGACCAAACUGAACAAGGCCCUGGACGACAUGUCUUUUAGUGUUUGCACCCUGAAGAAAGGCAUGAGCUACACUAAACACCUGCCUGAAAAAGGACUAACCCAAGAGGAAGUUCUAAAAAAGAUCCAAGAAUACGAAACCCUGAAUGAAGUGAAUUGGGAGAAUGGACAAGUGUCUGGUACAGUCUACUGGGGAGAUCAGACACUUACCAAUCUUUUGGUGAAGGUGUAUGGAGAAUUUGCAUGGAGCAACCCACUUCAUCCAGACAUCUUUCCUGGUGUGAGGAAGAUGGAGGCGGAGGUCGUGAGAAUGACCUGUACCCUCUUCAAUGGUGGGCCCAACUCAUGUGGCACAGUCACCUCCGGAGGAACUGAAAGUAUUUUGAUGGCAUGCAAGGCCUACAGAGACUUGGCCCGUGAGCGUGGUGUAAAACAUCCUGAAAUCAUUGCACCAAUCAGUGUCCAUGCUGCCUUCGACAAAGCAGCUCACUACUUUGGAAUGAAGCUAGUUCACAUCCCUUUGGAUAAGAAGACCAUGAAAGUGGAUGUUAAGGCUAUGGGGAGAGCCAUCAACAGAAACACUGCCAUGCUUGUAUGCUCCGCACCCCAGUUCCCCCAUGGAAUCAUUGAUCCUAUUGAGGAAGUAGCAAAGCUGGCUGUAAAGUACAAUCUCCCUCUGCAUGUGGAUGCCUGCUUGGGAGGGUUUCUCAUCGUGUUCAUGGCCAAAGCCAAUUACCCACUAGCUCCCUUUGACUUCAGGGUAAAGGGUGUGACUAGCAUCUCGGCUGACACGCACAAGUAUGGCUAUGCCCCCAAAGGGUCAUCUGUGAUCCUGUAUAGUGACAAGAAGUACAGGCAGUACCAGUACUUUGUGUCUCCGGACUGGCAGGGGGGCAUCUACGCCUCCCCGUCGGUGGCAGGCUCUCGGCCGGGCGGUAUCAUUGCGGCGUGCUGGGCCACCAUGAUGUACAUGGGAGAGGACAACUAUGUGAAGACCACCAGGAAGAUCAUUGACACUGCCCGCACAAUCAAAACUGAAAUCCGCAAGAUAAAUGGCGUGUUUGUGUUUGGAGACCCAGAAGUGUCUGUGGUGGCAAUAGGCUCCAAUGUUUUCGACAUCUUCCGUUUAUCUAAUGCACUGACUUCAAAGGGAUGGAAUCUCAACACGCUACAGUUUCCAUCCAGCAUCCAUAUCUGCUGUACAGUACUGCACACACAGGCAGGGGUGGCCAAAAUGUUUAUCAAGGAUGUCAACGAAGCGGUGGCUCUGAUCAUGAAGAACCCCAAUGAGAGGACCACUGGAAAGGGAGCCAUCUACGGCAUGGCUCAGUCCAUCCCUGACAGAUCCAUGGUUACAGAGAUCUCCCGUGGCUUCCUGGACUGCCUCUAUAGCACAGAGGUGCCUAAGUUGCCAGAGCCCCAGAAGAGCCAUACGAACGGCCUCAGCAACGGCAAGGCCCACUGAGUAGGCCUGGACACACACCCAGGUCAUAUUCAUUAGGUCAUCCGGUGGAAGGUUUAAGUUUUCUAAUCUGAGGGGAGAAUGAGUAAAAAAGUGUUUCUUAUUGGACCAGUUCCAAUAGGGUAUCUGUUUCAAUCUGUUUUUUUCCGUUUGGUGUCUAAUGAACAUGGCCCUGGUUCCCGGCCUGCUUUACCUCUGGUCCACUCACUUCAUUAUUUAACGGUUGCCUUAUCUUGGCCAGCUUUUAUCUGCUCACCCUUUGGUAGACACAGUGUCUACUGUAUGUGUAGACCAUAUCUUGUGUAACAAAGUGGGUUAAAAAUGGUUUUGUCUUUUGUCAACAAUUGCCAUACAAUAUUCUGUAAUGUCAGACAAAAUUCUAACAGUGUCUAGAUUAAUGAAAAACAAAACACUAAUGUGCUUUAUGUAGGUAUUCACCCCCAAGUUGGCAGUGAUUACCAGUGUGCCUUCCUGGUUAUCUAAAAAAAUGACGCAGCAUCAUUGUGUCUUCAGGCUCAUUCAAGGUGUUGGGAAUUACGGCUAGACAGCAGUCUUUCCAUACAUUUCAAGGAGAUUCAAGUCAAAUCUGUAACAUGGCCGCACAGGAACAUUCAAUGUCUUUUGACAGGCAAAUCCGAUGUAGAUUGAUAGCUAUAAAGAUGUAGGUAAUUGUCUUGUUGAAAGGUGAAGUCCUUUCUCAGUAUCUGGUGUAAAGCCAAACAUAAGCCACAAACCCAAACCUUUGCAUUUAGUUCAAAAAUUGUAUUUCUUUGCAUUCCUUUUCUGUGUUUUAUGCAGUAUUAAUUCAGUGCCUUGUUGCUUACAGGAUAUAUUUUUAUUCUGUAUAUAUUUAUUAUUUGUUAUCAUGUAGUUCGUUCACUGUUGUUCCUUCCUCUGUUUUCAAUCACAGCCAUUGAAGAGGUUAUAGGGAACAGAUGAAGGGGUACACAUUCCAAAAUCGUAUUAACCUUUAUCGUUUCACACAGAAUGAGUCCAUCGAAGGAGUGAUUUGCUAAGCAAAACUUUACACCUGAAUUAAUUUAGUGUUGCCUUAACAAAGGUGGUGAAUACCUAUGCAAGUACUAUAUUAAAAAUGUUAAUACAUUUGUAAAAAUGUGUAGAAUCUUCUGUCAUCUUGACAUUAGAGUACUCUGUUUUGCGUGAAAUACAAAAAACAAAAUCACAAUUAAAUGUAUUUUAUUCCCACUCUGUAAUGCAACAAAACUAAUACUGAUCUGAACACAUAUAAUGCCUACUUAAUCUUCUAAUGCACAAGCCAUUGUUUUUAGCAGCUGUGUCAGACAUUUGUUUUAGAAAAUUAUUUUUUGAAAGCAAAAGCACAUAUUGUAAAAUUGGUAAGAUAGCGGUUAAAACCUUUGAGGGGGUUUUGUCCUCUUGUGUGAUUUCUUCAUGUAAUAACAUUGUGUUGUGUUUCUUUUAUUGUUCUGUACAGCACUUGACAAUGGUUUUAUAGAAGUGGCAGUUUCAUUUUAUUUUGGAGUAGGUGCUAUGAAAGCCUUCAUUUUUAAUAUCCUUAUUCCGCUCUCAACAGUUUUUCUUGAUAUAAGUGGUGAUUAAAAAUAAUGGCGUACUUUCUAAAGCAGAAAUAUUUCAGCCUCAAAGAAACAUUUGGAGUGCAAGACCACAAUCAGCAUUGAGAGAAGCUCUCCACUGCCUCCAACUAGAACUGCCUUCUACAACAAAGUAAUUAUAUCAGUCCCUCAGUUUUCAUUCCCAGUCUUGCCCUCAUACUGUCGUAGUCACCUAAUAAUCCCCAGCUUCCAAUUGGCUCAUUCAUCCCUUUUCCUCUCCCUGUAACUAUUCCCCCGAGUCAUUGCUGUAAAUAACAAUGUCUUCUCAUUCAACUUACCUGGGAAAAUAAAAAAAUGCUAAACGGUGCUAAUGUCCUAGUAGAUAACUCAAUGAUCAGGACUUAAUUAUAGGGGAGUCAUGUCUCCAAGGACUUCUUGGUACUGCAAACUUGAAUACUUUUCAAAAUUAGACAUUUCUAGGCACAGCAUUAAUCAAUAUCAUAAAUAGACACUGUGUAAACAUUGUAGUGGGUUUAAGUUCAUUCCAGCCAUGAGCUUAUUUUGACCACCAACAUAAGGAAUCAGAGAAUACGGUAGUCGGUUUUGACAUUUAAAACAUAUUUAUAACCCCCCUGUUUUUUUGAGACAAUGAUUUAGCACUGAAUAAAUCUCAAUGAACAGGAAAUUACUUAUUUUAGCAUCCUCAUAGGCAUAAACUGUUGACAUUGUUUUGUGUUCUAGUUGUUCAUUUAACAAUCAACCUUUUGAUUUUAUCUACCUCAUUUUCUAUUCAAUGCAUUUGUGUUUCCUUUUAACCCAGUAAUGUCUUUAUUGGUCUAAAGUGAAAACGUGAAAUAUUUUCAGGCUAAACAGUUGACAUUUGAUGGGUGUCCCUAAAUAUUCAUGAUACUGGGUUAAAACGGUUUGCCAGAAAUACCCGCCACUGAAUACAAAAAACCUUUGAUCUUUACCCUCAAUAUGUCAAACUGAAGGGCAUAUCACCUGUUUUUACUUCUUUCCAAAUUCAAAAUAAGGGAAUGAUUUAUAUGUUAUGAUGAUGUGAUAGCUUUCAAAUAUACCACUGAAUUAUAACAUAGCCCUGUCCUUUAUAAUUAAGUAUUGACAUGUUUAUGUGACCACUUUAUUUGUAUGAAUCACUAAUAUGAAUCAUUUUAUAUCUUAUUUUUGUUUCCUUAUCUGCUAAAUGUGUGUGAAUAAAUAAAAUAAAAAAAUCAAGUAUU